Messenger RNA from Condylura cristata (star-nosed mole), 3166 nucleotides. RefSeq names its product FYVE, RhoGEF and PH domain containing 3 (gene FGD3). Gene Ontology annotation, biological process: cytoskeleton organization; filopodium assembly. The record is from RefSeq and is a predicted model, not a curated record. The coding region runs from base 385 to 2550 and encodes 721 amino acids. NCBI's taxonomy places the organism in Eukaryota, Metazoa, Chordata, Mammalia, Eulipotyphla, Talpidae. Gene Ontology annotation, cellular component: cytoplasm. Gene Ontology annotation, molecular function: metal ion binding; guanyl-nucleotide exchange factor activity. The transcript has 18 exons.
ACAGAAGAGGUUGCGGCGGGGGGCCAAGCAGGAGAGAGCACUCCGGACCACCAGACCCGGACCCCUGCCUGGGUCUGACCACCCAGAAACGCUGCCCCAGCCCGCAGGCCCCACGGGGUCCUGUCCCCUGGGGACCGGCUAGAAUCCCCUGGAAGCUGGGGCAAGGGGGCGGCACGCCUCGAGCUCUACUUGUUUGUAUAGCUCCAGCUUCUCCUCCCGGAACAACAGACAGCGAACUUACCAGCCAACACCCUUUAAACUCACAAGGCAAGAAAGAGAUCCUCUGCAAACUCCACACAGACCCUGGGAACCCAGCAGGACCUGGCACCCACCACCUCAGGAAGCUUCUGGACAGUCCCCCAGGGAGUUUGGUAAGCUUUGAAAAUGGAGCCAGGUGGGGGAUCUUCAAUACCCUCCUGUUCCUUUGCCACCCAGGAGGGGGCUGGCAGUGUCUCCCUGAAGCCGCCUAAUGCAGAGCUGGAGAAGCUCCGGGUGCUCCCCACUGGGCCUGGAGCACACCAUGAAGACCCUGCCACUGGGGACGCUGGAAGCAGACCUACUAUGGGGGAUGGCACCCGGGACACAGACCCCACAGGGAAACCAAGCGGUGACAUCAAGAUCCCUAAUAGGGAUAGUGGGAUUGAAAGCCCAUCCAACAGCGCAGCGGAGGAUCACUUCCCUUGUGAGGAGGGCAAGGAGAUGCGCCCAGGCCCCACUGUCCUGGGGCUGCACCCUGACAAGGACGUGGGUGAGAGCAACACUGAGGAGCCUGACCUUGAGAACAACUCCCCUAAGGCCCAAGUGGACCCAGCCGAGUGCCCUGAGCCCCAGAAGCUGCUCCACAUUGCCCAGGAGCUCCUGAACACUGAGGAGACCUAUGUGAAGCGGCUGCACCUGCUGGAUCAGGUUUUCUGCACGAAGCUGACAAAAGUGGGGAUCCCUCAAGAAGUCAUCACUGGCAUCUUCUCUAACAUCUCCUCCAUCUAUCGUUUCCACGGGCAGUUCCUCUUGCCUGAGCUGCAGAAACGCAUCACACAGGAGUGGGACACAAAUCCCCGACUUGGGGACAUCCUGCAGAAGCUGGCCCCAUUCCUCAAAAUGUAUGGGGAAUACAUGAAGAACUUUGACAAAGCCAUGGAGCUGGUGAGCACCUGGACCCAGCGCUCACCAAUUUUUAAGAACACUGUCCAGGACAUCCAGAAGCUGGAGGUGUGCGGGAAUCUGACGCUGCAGCACCACAUGUUAGAGCCUGUGCAGAGGGUCCCUCGCUACGAGCUGCUGCUCAAGGACUACCUGAAGAGGCUUCCGGCCAACGCCCGGGACCGGAAGGACGCAGAGAGGUCCCUGGAGCUCAUCUCCACAGCUGCCAACCACUCCAACACCGCCAUUCGCAAAAUGGAGAAAAUGCACAAGCUCUUGGAGGUGUAUGAGCGACUGGGAGGAGAGGAGGACAUUGUCAAUCCUGCCAAUGAGCUGAUCAAGGAGGGCCACAUCCUGAAGCUGUCGGCCAAGAACGGCACUGCCCAGGACCGUCACCUCUUUCUGUUCAAUAGCAUGAUUCUUUACUGUGUACCCAAACUGCGGCUUAUGGGUCAGAAGUUCAGUGUCCGAGAGAAGAUGGACAUUGCGGGGCUCCAGGUGCAGGACAUGGUCAAGCGCAACGCAGCCCACACAUUUGUCAUAACGGGAAAGAAGAGGUCCCUGGAGCUACAGACUCGGACGGAAGAGGAGAAGAAAGACUGGAUUCAGGUUAUUGAAGCCACCAUUGAGAAGCAUAAGCAGAACAGCCAGACUUUCAAGGCCUUUGGCUGCUCCCUGGGCCAGGAGGAGGACCCUACUCUCACCCCAGACACUCCUGUAGUGAGUGCCAGCUCAGAGGAGUACGCAGUGGUGAUCGAUGGUGGAGCAGGUGCUGCAGGGCUUGAGCCCAGGAAAGGGUCCUCUAAGAUUAGACGUGACAAGGAGAAGCAAGUCUGCAGGAGCUGUGGGGAGACGUUCAACUCCAUCACCAAGAGGAGGCACCGCUGCAAGCUGUGUGGGGUGGUCAUUUGUGGGAAAUGCUCUGAGUUCAAGGCUGAGCUCGGCAGGCAGAGCCGAGUCUGCCGAGAGUGCUUUCUCAUCCAGUCAGCGGCUUCUGCAAGUCCCAGCCCUGAAGAGUCCACAGACCCAAAGCAGAGGACUGAGAGGCCAGCCACUGAAGACUCCCAACCCAACCUGCUCUGUGGCCCCCUGCAAGUGUCAGAUGACGGAGUGACCUGGAGUGAGGUGUGGGCCACCAUUCCCACAGUGGAGCGCCUGGAACUUGUGCUGUGCCUGCAGGAAGGAAACCAGGACAACCAGCCGCCCUGCACCAUCCCGCUCUCAGGCUGCAAGGUGAGCCUGCCAGACCCCAAGGAGAGGCUGGAUGCAGGACAUGUGUGGAGGCUGCAGCAGUCCCAGCAGUCCUGGUACCUGAGAGCUUCAUCUGCAGAUCUGCAGCAGCAGUGGUUGGAGGCCCUGGGCAUUGCUUCCCCCGGGGAUCUGGCCCAAGCCAACUCUGGGGGCCCUUAACUCCAGGGCCCAGGAACCCUGUAAGCUGUCUUGACUGUGUCUCCCAGCCCUGUGGCCACUAAAUGGAGUCACUGUGCACCUGGGAGAAUUGUCAAAGGUCACCUCCUAGUGAGGAGGGUGCUGGAUCACCGAGAGGCCUACAAUCACCAGGAACUUGGCUUUGGAGAGUCUCUCCACUCCAGAGAAGAAGAAACUGAGGCCCGGAGAGGGCAGCUUCCCUCCAGGACCACAUCAGGAAAGUGUGCUUCUACCUGUAUGGCAGAGCAAGUUUAAGGAGACUAAGAUAACCCUGUCUCAGCAGGGCUUUGGGAGUCCUGGCUCUCAGAGGCAGACAGAGGAUCGGAGGCCAGGUCCAGGGUCAGAACUGUCCCAUAGACCUCCUGUCUGCUGCUCACCGUCUAUGCUGUCUACACCAUGUGAACUGAAGGGGCUGAAAUUCCCUGCCGCCGCUGUCAUCUGCCCUCUGCUCUCCUGGCUGCCCCUGUAGGUGACCCAAAGGAGGACAGAUCGUUCCUAAAUAACCAUGCUUGAGACGCCACUGGAGGCCCACCCAUUCACAAGGGGACAGUGAGGGAGACGUGCAUCCCUCUUGAAGGCAGAGUGCUUGUGCGCCUGA